Molecule: messenger RNA, 1012 nt
Organism: Pelecanus crispus (Dalmatian pelican)
Lineage: Eukaryota; Metazoa; Chordata; Aves; Pelecaniformes; Pelecanidae
Source: RefSeq, a predicted model, not a curated record
GUUUUCUCCAGAAAACACAGACCUCCUUACAACACUGGGGUUACUUUACUUGCAGCUUGGGGAUUACCAGAAGGCUUUUGAACACCUUGGAAAUGCACUUACUUACGACCCAGGCAACUACAAGGCUACCUUGGCAGCUGGCAGCAUGAUGCAGACCCAUGGAGAUUUUGAUGUUGCCCUCUCCAAAUACAGGGUGGUAGCCAGCACUGUGCCUGAAAGCCCUCCGCUGUGGAACAACAUUGGGAUGUGCUUCUUCGGGAAGAAGAAAUAUGUAGCAGCUAUCAGCUGCCUGAAGCGGGCAAACUACUUGUCUCCCUUUGACUGGAAGAUCUUGUACAAUUUGGGGUUAGUCCACCUCACGAUGCAGCAGUACGCAUCUGCUUUCCAUUUCCUCAGCGCUGCCAUCAACUUCCAACCCAAGAUGGGAGAGCUGUAUAUGCUCCUUGCAGUUGCUCUGACAAACCUUGAAGACAUUGAGAAUGCAAAACGUUCCUAUGAGCAAGCUGUGGCACUGGACAAGUGCAACCCCCUCGUCAACCUGAACUAUGCUGUCCUGCUGUAUAACCAGGGCGACAAGAAGGGAGCCCUCUGCCAGUACCAGGAGAUGGAGAAGAAGGUCAAUGCAGUGAAGGACAGCAGUACUCUUGACUUUGACCCUGAGAUGGUGGAGGUUGCCCAGAAGAUGGGAGCUGCCCUGCAGGUGGGGGAGAACCUGAUCUGGACUAAGCCUUCUAAAGAGUCUAAAUCCAAGCAGAGAGCUGCUCCGUCAGGGAAAUCCUCCAGCACUCAGCAGCCUUUGGGCUCUAACCAGGCCCUGGGUCAAGCCAUGUCCUCAGCUGCGGGGUAUGGGAAAACCAUGCAGCUUCCCCCAGGUGCUGGAGCAUCAGCUCCGCUUGCAAAGCCUCCCUCGCUGCCUCUGGAACCAGAACCAGGCUCAGAAAUGAGCCCCGAGGAGACCUUGGUUGAGGAACAGAGGAAAGAAAAGCACAAGAGCCGGCAGGCAGCGGACUAG